AUGUUCGUAAAUACCCUUGUCGAAGAAAAAAUCCCAGUAAAAGCAUCAAUCGAUACAACAUCUAAAUCCAAUACUAUUAGCAAGAGCUUGUUCGAUAAGUUUGAAGAAGAUUAUGGGUUGGAAUGUUUAUCUGGCGAUGAAUUGAUCGGUGAAGAAAUAAAAGGCUUAGAUUUGCAAUUUUGCUAUAAAGGAAAGUGGCGAAGUUUAGAUGGUACCGAAGUAAUAGACUUUCAAAUUCACAAAAAUCCAUCAUUUGAUUUGGUAUUAGGGAGAGAUUGGUUAUGGAUACAUAAAGCAAAAAUAGGUUUCGGAUUCUCUUCUGAAAUCAAUGAUUUGUAUGCUAAAAUUGUAAUAGAUGGUAUGAGCAUCCCGUUAAUCGAUGAAGAUUUUAAUAGGUUCGAAGAACCAUUGCUCUGCAAUAAAGCCGGCUCUAGUAAAAAUAACCCACAUAAGUCCGAUUUAUCAAUGGAGGAGAUUACGAAUAUAAUUAAGAAAAUUCUCUCAGAUGUCGAAGAUAAUCAGUCGGGUUCUUCUGAUUCCCACAAAUCCCAACAAUGUCGUAUCAGUUCACAUCAAAAAAGAAAAGAUAUGGAGAGGCCAAGAUUAUCAAAAGCGUUAUAG
Molecule: messenger RNA, 621 nt
Organism: Dentiscutata erythropus
Lineage: Eukaryota; Fungi; Glomeromycota; Glomeromycetes; Diversisporales; Gigasporaceae
Source: the annotation of a GenBank genome assembly